This is a messenger RNA of Theileria orientalis strain Shintoku, 939 nucleotides long. RefSeq lists its product as uncharacterized. The coding region runs from base 1 to 939 and encodes 312 amino acids. The transcript has a single exon. The record is from RefSeq and is a predicted model, not a curated record. NCBI's taxonomy places the organism in Eukaryota, Apicomplexa, Aconoidasida, Piroplasmida, Theileriidae.
AUGAAUACAUAUAAAGAAAUAAUGAACGAUAGUAAACUCACUAUCAAGGAUAAAAUAAUAGAAAAAAUCCAAAAAAAAAAUAUGGAACUUUUAUAUAGUGAAAGAACAGUGAAGUGUGACCACUGUGAAAUAGAAGAAGUGCUGGAAAAAAAUAGAAUACUGGAAAGCAAAUACAAUGAAACGUUCGACUCGCUGAAUAAAGUGAGAGCAAUAGUACUGGAAGUGUCGGAACAGUUGCUGGAAAAGGAGUUCAGAAUAACACAUCUGGAAAAGAACCUACACGAUUCAGAGAAGAAGGUGAGCCAAUAUGAAGAAAAGGUUAAUGAGAUGAGCGAAAGAAUGUGUCAGCUGAAGACGGAGUUGAAGGAAGAAAAUGGGAUUUUGGAGAACCAAAUAAGAAGAAUGACGGAAAUAAUAAGAGACAAGGACGCGAAGAUACUCGCAAUGAACAAGGACAACUCGAGAGCGGGACUGGAGAUGAAGGAGAUGAAAAAAAAGAACACGGAGCUCAUGGCGCAGCUGGAAACGACGUGCGAUAACCUGAACACGAUAGUGAGGGAGACGAACGAGAGGGAGAAGAUGCUGAACAACCUGGAAAACGAGUUGAAGAACAAGCAGAUUGAGCGCCAGAAACUGUACCUUAACGAGAUCAACAGGAACAAGAGAAUGUUCAUCAACAUAAAGGCGAAGGAGAACAUGAUGGGUCAGAUCAUCCACGACAAGAACACGAAGAUAAGUGACAUGAGUAAGGAGAUAAGGGUUUUGCACGACAAGCUGGAGAGGAUAUCCACUGCGUUCAGCGAAAUAGCGCUAAACGGCUACGAGGACAGCAAACACGUGCUCGCGAUAUCGAACUCUACGAAGAGCAAGGUCGAGUGCACGGUCUCGACGCCCUGCGACAUGAAGAUGUUAAACGGAACUGCAAAGAUAACGAUUUAG